Penicillium diatomitis is the source of this 1071-nucleotide messenger RNA. Its product is annotated as putative nicotinamide N-methyltransferase. Gene Ontology annotation, biological process: peptidyl-lysine dimethylation. Bases 1 to 1071 code for a protein of 356 amino acids. The transcript is spliced from 2 exons. Gene Ontology annotation, molecular function: protein-lysine N-methyltransferase activity. The record is from RefSeq and is a predicted model, not a curated record. Lineage: Eukaryota; Fungi; Ascomycota; Eurotiomycetes; Eurotiales; Aspergillaceae.
AUGCUUCAUUCGCGCCUGCGGCCAGCUCCCCGCCGCAAUGCCAUGCGACCCGUCACCACAUCGGCAGUUCCAGCGCCUGACUUUCAGGACGAGGAUGCAGAGGGCUCGGACGUAGAAGAGUCUGCGGAAGAUCUGUUUGGUGCCUUUUUGCCUCAUCUCUUCCCAGACGACGCGCCUUCAUUCCACGGCGACCCGGGUCAAGUUCUCCUCUAUUCCUCCCCGCGAUAUGGCGAGCUGGAGAUCAUGGUUCCGUCUUACCCCGGCCAGUCGGAGAAGAGGUCGGAGGAAAUAGCAGCUGGUCUCAAGAGGAAGGAGGAGGAGCAGAAUAAUGGGAAGAGCGUGCGCAAUCUGACCGAAGAGGGCAGGCAGCUGUUUGCGCACUUCUUAUGGAGCGCGGGCAUGGUCGUGGCGGAUGGGGUAGAGACGGCGGAUAGUCCUGCGACUGCUGACGAGAGUGCGGCACAAAGGGAAGCUCGGGAGAUUUGGUUGGUGAAGGGGGAGACGGUGAUGGAACUCGGUGCCGGCGCCGCGCUUCCCUCCAUCGUAUGUGGCCUUGCAAACGCCUCCCUGGUCGCCGUGACCGAUCACCCUGCAUCGCCUGCGUUUGCCGGCGCAACUGGUGCUAUCGCCUUCAAUGUGAACCAAAACAUCCUUGCGCGAGACCCACGGCCCGAGACGACGGUCAUCACUCGGCCGCACGAAUGGGGCAAAUUGGACGACGCCUUCGCGGACUCGUACAGGGGAAAAUUCACUCGGAUCAUCGCCGCAGACUGCUAUUGGAUGCGCGCACAGCAUGAGAAUCUUGUUCGGACGAUGGCGUGGUUCUUGGCUCCGGGAGGAAAGGUCUGGUGCGUGGCGGGGUUCCACACCGGCCGAGCAAUUGUGGCGAGCUUCUUCGAGACUGCUUCAGGGAAUGGGUUUGAGAUUGAGCGAAUCUUUGAAAAGGAUCUAGUCUCGAGGAACGAAGAUGGAGGGGAGAUUCGACGAGAAUGGGUCCCUGAGCGCGAGGGCGAGAGUCCGGAGAACCGGAGCCGAUGGUGUGUGGUUGCAGUAUUACAAAGGAAAGCGUAA